AAGCACUCAGCCGGACUCGAGGCUUUGAACUUACGCCGCGCACAUAUAUAAAACAAACAAAAGCCAUGGAUAUAGCAUACGAUCACAUCCAAGGGGAGAUCCUCUCCUCCAACGACACCAAGAAGGAGGGCACCUCCCAAGACGAGAACAAAACACAGCAGCAGUCAAACGUCGACCUGAACGCCGAGCUGCAGGAAACCUUCCGCGCCUUUUCCGCGAGCCCAUGGGGCAUGCGCAUUGGCGGCCUAUGGGACAAUGUUCGCAAGCAGGGAGAGACUUACUACGAAGGUGCGAAGCAGGAGUACGCCGCGGCCAGCGAGGAAGCCGCCAAGGGCUUCUCGGACUUGAAGCAGAGUAUCGUGGGGCGCACGCGGGGUCUAUCUCUGAGCACGGCGUUUAAUGCCGGUGCCACGGAUAAGGCGGGCGAGGGGGAUACGGCUGCUACGCCGCAGGUGUCUCGGUCGGUGGAUGCUCAGGGGGAGUCUAGCGCCGGAGAGGGCUUCCUCUCAAGGUUUAAGGCGGAAGCUGCUAGACGGCUGAAAGAGAUUGAGAAGGCAGAGGAAGCUGCCGAUGAAGCUAUUAUGCGGUUCGGGAUGAAUAUUGGACAGAAGUUGCGCGAUGCGGUUAGCAUUGUUCCUCCGGAGUCGGAUUCCAGCAAGCUCCUCUUUGAGAGUAAGGAUGCGGAGGGAAAGAGGGUUAUUCAUGCUACUCGGUUUGAGGCUCAGUUGCAUGUUAUUCAUUCCAAUAUGGAGAGCUUCACUAAGGACCCGGUGAGCGGUGAGUGGCCUGCGUUCAAGGAGAAGUUCAAUGUGGACAAUAAGACCACUGAAAUCGCUGCCGAUCUUGAGAAGUACCCUGAGUUGCGGUCUGCUAUGGAGAAGCUGGUGCCUGAGCAGGUUGAUUAUGCAACCUUCUGGUGUCGAUACUAUUUCCUUCGUCUCGUCAUUGAGACUGAAGAACAGAAGCGCAAGGAGCUUCUUAAGGGUGCCAAUGUUGACGACGAGGAAGAGGUUGGCUGGGAUGAUGACUCGGAUGAUGAUACUGAUUCGCCCUCUACCCCUCAAGCUAAAGUUGGCAGCAACAAGGCCAACGUCGCCCAGGGCUCUGCCAGCGCUGCUCCCAACAACAAAGAAUUGAAACCCAAUGAGCCCCGCAAGUCUAACGACCAACAAUCCCAGCCUGACAGUGAAUCCAGCUAUGAUUUGGUCAGUGGUGCCACCAGCCGGACUCCUGCAAGCCCUAAGGAGAAAGCCAAGGAUGACGACAGCGAUGAUGACUGGGAGUAAGAAAUAAAAUGAAAUAUGAACCGGUCAAUAGAAGGGGGCACCUUUAAUAGUCACAACUUGACCAAUUACUUGACCACUGGCUGGUCCGAAUAACACUUGGUAACGAGGGUGCGAGGAGUUAGGGUUGUUACUUCUUUCUAUCUACUUAGUUGGCGUUGCAGGAUCCUCCUUAUUUUCUUGCGUUCUUCAGCGAUUUACGU
Molecule: messenger RNA, 1486 nt
Organism: Aspergillus pseudotamarii
Lineage: Eukaryota; Fungi; Ascomycota; Eurotiomycetes; Eurotiales; Aspergillaceae
Product: BSD domain-containing protein
Exons: 2
Coding region: 66-1286 (406 amino acids)
Cellular component (GO): cytoplasm
Source: RefSeq, a predicted model, not a curated record